GGGCUUCUCGGGCACCGUACAUUCGCGGAAGUUGUCAACCAUUCUUUAGUGUGAAUGGAAUGAGACAUUUAUGUAGAUAUAACUGAACGAGUAUUUACGUUUAAUGCUACUAUUCCCGUUUGUUACAGGAUUUGCAACAUGGAGGAUGAAUGGGAAGAGGAGGAGCAGAUUGUUGUGGUGGAGCUCUCUGGUAUAAUCAACAAUGACUUCCUGUCCAAGUGUCGGGGAACAUGCAAGAUACUGGAUAUCGACAGUGACAAGCCCAUGAUGCAGGUGGGACAGUAUGUGUUUGCAGGAGAAUAUGAAGAUACUUUGGGAACUUGUGUGCUGUUUGAAGAGGGACCACAGAAAGGAAACGCAGACAGUUGUCCAGACCUCAAGUACAUGUCCCACACCGUGAAAAAACUGAUGAUGCAACGAAUCUUCCUCGUUGAGAAGAAAGAGGGUGAAACCAGCACAGCAGGAAGCGGUGAUAGUGGUGAACAGAUGUCCACAACCUGUCAGUCUAAUCAAGAAGAAAAUACCAACCAACAGGGAGAGACAGCAGGAGAUAUGGACAACACAGAUUUGGAAGAUUCAGCAGUUGGCUGAAAUAUAGAAGCUUUGCUAUAUUGUGACCACCCUAUACUAGUGUAGAGACACCAGGCUGUGUAGGACUCCAUGUCUGAAUCAGACAAUUCUAAAGACAGUUGGAUUCAUACAGUUCACUCAUAUGGAAAAGUGCCAGUCUUAGUGUAAGUCUUGCGUCACAAUCCUUUUCCAGAAACAUGUAAUGCCUCUUCUUCACUGAACCUCAGAAAGAGUGAUAUUCAAUGCGCAACAUAAAUAUAGUUAAAUGACACCUACAGGUAAAACAGGAGCUUACAAAUCACCAUGUGAAUAUAUCCCUUUAUUUCCACAUAGUAGGGGCCUUGGGAAAGGCAGUCACAGAAAUGUGGCUGUAGACCUCAGUUUAACAGCAGGAAGUCCUGUCAUUGUGCUUCUCUGUCUUUUUCCACUUAUCUUGAUGCAUGUUGAACCAGCAGAGGGAGAAACAUUUGCUUGAGCUGCAAGGGUAUAGGAGAGAGUAAGACAUUUAUACAUUUAAAGAAGGAAGUAGAAUACUUAAAGUAUUUAGCCCCUAUUUUUCUGAUUUGUGAUAAAUAUGUUAUAUCUGCACAACUAUUGACUAUCUGCACCACUGACUAUUGAUUUACAGUGUUAAAGCCAACAGAAAUAAAGGCUUUUUAUUUUUUGGA
This is a messenger RNA of Anoplopoma fimbria (sablefish), 1238 nucleotides long. It is a transcript of the gene gtf3c6, whose product is annotated as general transcription factor IIIC, polypeptide 6, alpha. Gene Ontology annotation, biological process: transcription by RNA polymerase III. The transcript is spliced from 6 exons. NCBI's taxonomy places the organism in Eukaryota, Metazoa, Chordata, Actinopteri, Perciformes, Anoplopomatidae. The coding region runs from base 139 to 591 and encodes 150 amino acids. Gene Ontology annotation, cellular component: transcription factor TFIIIC complex. The record is from RefSeq and is a predicted model, not a curated record.